GUCAUCCCCGCCCUUCCCGCCCUCUGCCCUCUACCCUCUACCACUCUUUCCCUCCACCAUCACCACCUCUUCCCCUACACCUCAUCUCCGAACCCUCUCUGCAAGGCGCGCACACUACUUCCCUCGUUGGGACCGCCACAGAGAUACACUUCAAAUCAACGCAAUCACUCAUCCAAUUUACCCUGAGCCGUCUUUACGUCCUCUCUUAUAUUGUCUCGUCGCUUUCUGCCUGGUCAGCCCUUCCCUCCCCGUCAUUGUCGAAUGUCUCUGUGAGAAGAAGAUCAAUAAAGACACCCUGCAUCUCUCCGUGGUAGGAGAGAGAAUAUCGCCAUACAAAAAAGUUCAGUUAACUCAUAAUGCCGACAAUAUUAUUACCCGCCUCGGCGGCUGCCUUUGCGCCGCGAUCGACCUGCAAUGUGGUGCUCAACACAAAGGUCGAACCCUGGUUGACGGCCACCCUCAAGCGGAUCAACAAGAUCAAGCGACCUCUCAACAGUGUGCCUCAGCACACUCGAUGUCUGACUGAGACUCUGUCAUCGCCUAAUGCCAUCUGGUCACUGUGCUCACUAAUGGUGCCCAAGGCGCCCGAGACGGAGUUGAGGAAAGAUUCCAAUCCUCUGGUGGAAGCCCUGUUCAACUAUCAACUCAUCCACAUUGAGGCCUACGUCGUGCAUGUCGACAUGGUCUCGCAGAACGAGGUCGCCUUCAAGCUGACAACAGACACUAUUGAUUCGCUGGUCGAGUAUCACAAGGAAGUCUUCUCUGUCGACACCAACGCCAACACCUGGGAAUGGUCGGAGAAGGAACAACAGCUCAAGAAACUGCAGGAAGAGUUUGUGCAGGCGGCCAACAAGUUUGUCUAUCGGACGAGCGCCCUCGCCCUGGAAGGCAUGGAGGAAGACGGUGCUGGCGAGCUGCUUUGCGGCCGAAGCGACGAAGUGCGCACCGCCAUCAUGGGUCUCUUCGUGCCUCUCCUCCCUCCACCUCCGAGGAUCGUCGAUGUCAUCCGCCCUACUCCUCUGCUCCCCAGCUCGACGGGCACGGAACAAUGGUGGCCGUCACAGCAUCUGCAAGCCAUCCAGCCCGCUCCCGUCGAGGCAUGGAAGAUUGUCCCGUCAAGCCCCAGCCCCGUCUCAUCUUGUGACUCGCACCACAACAUUUGGUCGAGCGUGGGCGUGAACGAGAUCCAACUCCCAUCGCCAACGCCCUCCUUCAGCCAACCUUACUCUACAGCGGCAUACAAUACAUCUCAAUACUACAGUGCUCCUGCCUACAGCGCUCCAGUCACAACAUCGUCAUUCGCGCCCCUUCCUCUACCAAGCAUGCUCACUCCACAACCCUGCAGCACGUCUGCGGGCCUGAGCACGUUCGGGUGGGAUCGGUACCAAGAAUACACGAUGCCGUAUGCCACUGCCAUGUAAACGACUCGGAUCCAGCACAUCGGCUUCCGUUUCGCCUACACAAUAUUCUUCAAGGUUGAUCGCCGUCAACCAGCUGUCUUCUUAAGGACAUCCACAGUCGGCUGAUAAGGAGCGGCACGAGUCUGCGGGUACAAAGAUCUUGAGCAUUUGAGCAAGGAGUUAAUUGAUCGAACUUUAGCGACACAAGGAUACCACUCUGCAUUUGACACGGGCUAUACGGGACACGGGACAUGGAAUAAUAUUGGGACAGGGUUGAUCUUCCAGCAAGCGUUGUGAUUGAUUUUUUUUUGUCUGCUAAUCUCCUAUGUUGAGUAUUAGUUCGUGGGUUUUGGACUAUACAUCAGCGGCAGGUCUGGCUGGAUGGAACACAGAGAUAUCCCUGGGUUGGAUACAGUCCCGCAUUUUCGCAAGAUCGGAAUGCCUCGCGGCAGGUAUGCAAGGUUUGGGAUACAUGCUAGGAUCUCUUUUGGCAAUGCCGUGGUGACCUCGAGGUGAUGCAAUGGCUGAAGCGAGUCCUCUGCGCUGCACAACUCGGACACCCGUCCCUACUACAUCUGAUGAUGCCACUGGUUGGCACUGAAGAGAGCGGGAACAACGGCAGGGUGGUGAGACGUCGCGUCUGGCAUGUGACGACUGCUGCCUUACUGCGCGAUAUCUGUUUGGAGGCUCCAAGGGCAUGAUCGGGGCCGUGUUUCGAUGGCACGCCUGUGGCGUGUGCGAACGUCCUGUUUGAGUCCGUGACUUGGAUGGGCGCUCCCCGAGACUGUCUUUGGUCCCUUGGAUACGAUGGAGUGUGGUUUAUAGGGUCAUCUCCUAUAUCCUCGACCCGGUGUCGAGGAAGCUUGCUCCACUGGAUGGAGAAGAAUCGGAUGCUGGACCUUGAGGUAAUGCCUCAAUACAUAAAGAUAAUCUAAAAAUAUGAACAUCUUCUCUGCCUCUUCA
This is a messenger RNA of Cladophialophora immunda, 2363 nucleotides long. RefSeq lists its product as uncharacterized. Lineage: Eukaryota; Fungi; Ascomycota; Eurotiomycetes; Chaetothyriales; Herpotrichiellaceae. The transcript has a single exon. The coding region runs from base 357 to 1421 and encodes 354 amino acids. The record is from RefSeq and is a predicted model, not a curated record.